GGAGGCGCUCGGAGCCGCCGCCGCCCGUUCCUGUUCCCAUUCCCACUCCGGCCUCCUUCCCGGCCCCGCCCAGUUCCCGCUCUCGGCCUAUUCUGGGUCCUCUUCCGGCUUCCUUCCCGGACCCAGCUUCAUUCCCAUUCCCAGACCCGCCCGCAUUCCCGUUCCUGCUAUGGCGGUCCGCGCCAGCUUUGAGAACAACAACGAGCUGGGCUGUUUCGCCAAGCUCACCAACGCUUAUUGCCUCGUAGCCAUCGGCGGCUCCGAGAACUUCUACAGCGUGUUCGAGGGGGAGCUCUUCGGGACCAUCCCGGUGGUUCACGCCUCCAUCGCCGGCUGCCGCAUCAUCGGCAGGAUGUGUGUGGGGAACAGGCACGGGCUGCUGGUGCCGAGCAGCACGACAGACCAGGAGCUGCAGCACAUCCGCAACAGCCUUCCAGAUUCCGUGCGGAUCCAGCGCGUGGAGGAGCGGCUGUCGGCGCUGGGCAACGUCACCACCUGCAAUGACUACGUGGCGCUGGUUCACCCAGACCUGGACAGGGAGACAGAAGAGAUCCUGGCAGAUGUGCUGAAGGUGGAGGUGUUCAGACAAACAGUAGCAGACCAGGUGCUGGUUGGAAGUUACUGUGUUUUUAGUAACCAAGGAGGAAUCGUGCACCCCAAAACUUCCAUCGAUGACCAGGAUGAGCUCUCUUCUUUGCUGCAGGUCCCACUUGUGGCGGGGACGGUGAACCGCGGCAGCGAGGUGAUCGCGGCGGGGAUGGUGGUCAACGACUGGUGCGCCUUCUGCGGGCUGGACACCACCAGCACCGAGCUCUCCGUCAUCGAGAGCAUCUUCAGGCUCAACGAGGCUCAGCCAAGCACCAUCGCCACCAACAUGAGGGAUUCCCUGAUUGACAGCCUGACAUGAACAAUGUUGGUUCCUACUUCCCAGAGAGCUCCUAAGGAGUGAAGUGUUGAGCUGCACUUUGAUCACAGACAUCCAGACCUGAUAUUUCUGCAGGCGUGGCCCAAGGGAGAGGCUACAAAACCAAAUUUUUGUCAUCUUUUGUAAACCACAAAAACUGACAAAUAACAUGCAUAAGAUACAAAUAAGGAAUGCUUUCUAUCCCUUUGCUCAGUUCUUCAGCUCUGCUUUCUGGUUUUGUAAUGCCAAAUGAGCCCCUCAAAUUACCCCACAAUAUUUACUCUUGUGGCUCUUGGGUGUUGAUCACUAGAGAUUAUUUUGCCUUAAGUCUUGCACCGGUGUCCAGCUCCACAUCAGUUUGUUUUGGGACUACAUGUGCUGCCCUCUCUGUCCACACUUCUGCUCAAGUGGUGUUUCUGCUCUAGGUACAUGUAAGACCACUUUGUAUGUCCAAUACCAAAAAUACAGUAGUUUACUUGCCACGAAAUAACUCAAAAAUCAUCACCUGCUCUUUUGCCCUGACUUGCAGCUGUUCCCAUGGGAUGAUGAUUCUGAAGUGAUCAGCUUGGAUAAAACCUGGAGUUUUUCAGUGUUCAUCCAAGGGCUUUUAACAAAAACAGUGUGGGAGUCCCUGGAGCAAUGUUUGACCUGGUGUCACCUGUGCUGCUUCUGAGGCACCUGCAAGAGAGGGCCCAAAAGGCACUCUGUUGCCUGUGGGCUUAAUUUGUCCUGCAGGGUUCGCCUUCUGCAACAAGAAAGUCCUGGAAAUCAGCAAAUCCCAAUAGAUUAUCUGGAGUUACUUUGGAGACAAAGGUUAAACCACACGGUUCUAAGCAGUCAGAGGCUACAGAUUUGGGAGCUUCCUCGUGGAGAGCUCUGCCUGUGCCAGAUGGAAAGCAACUGUAGGUGCUACUUUCAGGCAAAAGAUUGUAAUUUCUUUCUACACAGCUGUUGCUCAGUGAUACUUCAGUUACUUUCCUGCUUGCCCAUUAAGGGUGCACUGAGGGCAUAGAAGUGCCUCCAUUUCCCAUCCUGGGUGUAAGAGGAAGCUCUCUCUUGUCUGCACACAGCUGCCUUGCUCUCAGCUGGGUUCUCUUGGGGAAUGAGGGCUGUAUGGGCAGAGCUCUUUUCAGCCCAGGGUCUUUGGGUUUGUAGAAAAUUGAAUAAUAAGUUUCCAUUUUUUGUUUUACUGUCUAGAUGUUCAGGGAAGGCUUUGUAAGAUUUGGCUGAUAAAAGAUUACUCCUUAAACUUCAAAAUAAAGAUUGCCGCGAUUAUCUGUGA
Prinia subflava (tawny-flanked prinia) is the source of this 2186-nucleotide messenger RNA. RefSeq names its product eukaryotic translation initiation factor 6 (gene EIF6). Gene Ontology annotation, biological process: cytosolic ribosome assembly; assembly of large subunit precursor of preribosome; maturation of 5.8S rRNA. NCBI's taxonomy places the organism in Eukaryota, Metazoa, Chordata, Aves, Passeriformes, Cisticolidae. Gene Ontology annotation, cellular component: preribosome, large subunit precursor; cytosol; nucleolus. The record is from RefSeq and is a predicted model, not a curated record. Bases 170 to 907 code for a protein of 245 amino acids. Gene Ontology annotation, molecular function: ribosomal large subunit binding. The transcript is spliced from 6 exons.